Messenger RNA from Rhopalosiphum padi (bird cherry-oat aphid), 1201 nucleotides. RefSeq lists its product as uncharacterized. Bases 9 to 635 code for a protein of 208 amino acids. The record is from RefSeq and is a predicted model, not a curated record. The transcript has 9 exons. NCBI's taxonomy places the organism in Eukaryota, Metazoa, Arthropoda, Insecta, Hemiptera, Aphididae.
AGAAUAAGAUGAUUCGAUUUGUUAUAUCCUCUAGUUCACAACCCGAAGUGCCUGAAAUUAAAAUGGAAUGUGAAAAUUUCCUUCAUCAAUAUGAGCAUCGGAAAAAUUUAUAUAAUGUAAUUUAUUCAUUAUCGGAAGAUGAAUCUUCGGUAUUUCGAUCAAGACAUGAAGAAUUUGUGAAAUCAAUGUUACUUGUAACUUUAGAUAAUAAUCCAAUUAUUCGAACAACUGUGGCAGGAAAAAUUUUUGCAGAACUUUUAUAUAAAAAUAUUCUUUCGAUGGAGGCCAUAACUAAAGGAAUCGAUGCUGUCCUUAAAAAUUGGAAUGAUUAUUUGAUGGAUAACCCUCAAUUUUUCUCCUAUAUUGCUGCCAUUAUUGCUCCAUUAUUAUUAUCACAAAAUGCUUCCUUUGAUUUUAAUAAUUUAAAAGAUUCGUGUACGUCAAUACGGCCAGAUAAUUCUAGUAAAUUUUUCAUGGAAGUAUUAAAUAAAAUUCUUAGGUCCAAUAAAACACAAAAAAUAAAAGAACACCAAGGUGGUAUAUUGUGGAUUUACAAUAAGUGGGGGAUGUCAGAUGUUUCUCUUGAUGUAUUUAUGCCUCAUAACCAAAUAAAUAAGUUUUUUAAAAAUGAUUGAAUUGGAGUAUUCCUGUUAUCUAUUGCUAUGUAUGAUAAAAUGAAGCUGACUGAUAGUAAACUACUGUAUGCUAUAUUAAAUUGUUGGAUAAAUGUUAAUAUCAGUGCAGAAAUAAUAAAAUUCCCUCUGUUUGUGCGAGCAUUAACUAUAGCUAUUGUCAUAGUAGGUUCAAAACCGAAUCAUUCUUACGAAGAUUUCUUUGACCAUGCUCAUGUGAAAUUAUUGACUUAUUAUAUUCAGUCUGAACCACUUCCAGAACUUGAAAUCCAGGCUCGAGAAAUUCAAUGUCUGUCUGGCAUUCAUAUAAUGUCUGCAGUACUUGGGCAUCCUGAAGGAAUGGUAUUAAGACUAUUCCAUACACUCUAUCAGGAUAGUAUUAUAAGUAAAGAAUCGUUUGAACUAUGGAAAAAAGAAUAUGAAUUCAAACUAAGAUUUAAUGAAGACUUUGAAAGAAAAACCAUAUCUAGUGUAGUUUUUAAUUCAUUCUUCCUUUCACUGUCAGUAAACGAUUCUGAUUCUGAUGAAACAUUUGAUUAGUGUACCAACACUAUAUUAUAGCUGCGUGU